CCAGCUCUCUGUGCCGCCUGGCACCGGGGAUUACCAGCCCGAGGAGCCUGCAAAGCCGCAGCACUGAAGUUGCAAGGGGCAGGCGGCUUCAGGGCUGCAGCCGCCAGGGGAGAGACGGCCCUCCUUCCCAGCCCCAGCUCGGGAGCUGCUACAGUGGGGACACAUCCAUCGCAUUACAAAGGUGUUGCUGGUCUUCUGAAGUGGUCAACCAGAUUCCCUUAAAGUGGUCUUCUGAGUUAUAACACAGGUGUGUGAUGUAAAAGCAGUGGGCAGUCCUUGGGCCCUCCCCCACAGUAUUGUAACGUCAUGUGCCAGUAUGAAUAUUAACGCAGAAACACAUACUUCAGUACUCAGCAACCAAAGGAGAAGCUAAACACUGAGAACAAAUGACUGGACUGCUUGCAAAACUUUGGGCAGCUAACUUCUUCUUCUCCUUCCCUGCUAUUGUGAAACAGCUGGAAGAGCAGAACUGAAGCAGCAUUUUUUGUGGAUAUUUUUUCUUUUUUUAAUUUAAUUUUUCCCCUUUGUUUUGGGUUUCAGACUCUCAAACUGCACUGACCGUAAGCACUGGACAGCAAUAUGUGUCAUGUCAUUGUAACUUGUCGCUCAAUGCUGUGGACACUCCUGAGUAUUGUCGUGGCGUUUGCAGAGCUCAUAGCUUUCAUGAGUGCAGAUUGGCUAAUUGGCAAAGCCAAGCCUGUGAGCUCUGAAGAUAUGGACAACAGGACAGGAGGCUCACAGGAGCCUUACCAUCCAACUUUGGGCAUCUAUGGGCGUUGCACCAGAAUCUCCCACAUGCAGGUUUCCAGACGAGACACGCUUUGUGGGCCCUAUGCAGAGAACUUUAAUGAGAUUGCCAGUGGGUUCUGGCAGGCUACUGCUAUUUUCCUAGCUGUGGGGAUCAUGAUUCUCUGUGCUGUGGCAUUUGUGUCUGUCUUUACUAUGUGUGUGCAGAGUGUAAUGAAGAAAAGUAUUUUUAAUGUCUGUGGGCUGCUACAAGGAAUUGCAGGCCUUUUCCUUAUCUUAGGCUUGAUGCUGUACCCUGCAGGCUGGGGCUGCCAGAAGGCAAUAAGCUAUUGUGGACAUUAUGCUUCUGCUUAUAAACUAGGAGACUGCUCAUUGGGCUGGGCCUUCUACACAGCUAUCGGUGGCACUGGUCUGACAUUCAUCUGUGCCGUCUUCUCAGCGCAAGCAGAAAUUGCCACAUCUAGUGACAAAGUGCAAGAAGAAAUUGAAGAGGGGAAAAACCUUAUCUGCCUCCUUUAAAUAGAAUGGAAAAAAGAUCAAUCGGUAUCUAUUUUGCUUUUAAAUGAUUUGAUAAAAGGAUCCAUAUCCUGUGAUUUAGCCUUAUGCAGUCUAGCCUUGAACUACUGAAGCAACAUUCUAUCACUUGCUGGGCGAUGAGGACCAGAGAAAGGAGGAUCUCAAGCAAAAAGAGUGUACAUAUGUGGGAAUUUUUGGUGCGACUACAUUGUCAGGACUCAGCAGAAUAUACAACUUGAGAGCGAGGUGGGGGAGUGUAUGUAGUGAACAAACGUAAGAUGCCUGACAAUUUCUGAUUUGAUCAGAUUGCAUUCUCCACUUUGGUCACUUUGAAGGAUCUGCAUUAAAAUAAUAAAAGCCAGCACAUUUCUACUAUGUACAGGACUAGCCUAUUUAAUUAGGUUUUGUUUUCAAGGGCUUCAAUCACUUGUGAACAUGUUACUGCCAUCUGGUUUGGUACUAUAGUCAAUAUUGUGGUGCUUGUUGAUGAGUUUUAAAAUUACUUAAAGCACAACUUGGUUGUUUUUUUGUUUUUGAUAAUUAAAUGCAUGACAAAGAACAGGGUUGACAUUAAGACCUUUCUAAAAGUGGUAUAAACUGUAAAGAAAUUGAGGCGGGGGCUCAUAUUAUUUAGUUUGUUCUGGCAUGAAAUAUCAGUAACAAGUGGUAGCUACAUUAUAUUUUAGCAGCUGGAUUUGAAGUUAAAUUAUUUUUGUUUCAUAGCAGAGCCAGGGGAACUGUUGUUACGCUGGAGUUUACCUAUAUAAAAUAAAAACAGUAGAAGUAAUGCCUUAGUAUCUAAAUGUGUGAAACACUGAACCCUUGGAUACAAAAAUGGUGUCUUUGCUAGAAAUCCCAGGAAGCCUCAAUAUUUAGGAAAAACACUAUAUUCUCUCUGCAGCAAAAUUGACAGGGUUAUUUUGUGAAUGCCAACAAGUGUUGACUUGACAGUGCCUCACUCUUCAGUAAAAAUAUGAACUCUAUGUUGGGUUUACAGUUACAAUAUUUCUCUGGUUGCCAAAAGAAACCUCAUUCUCAGUCCACAGGCCAGUGUCUUGUGUCUCAGAGCCAGUUUAGUCUGUAAUAGAUGUUCACCCUACAGGAGGCAAUGCCAAAUUCUAAAUGUUUGUGGGAAAACCUUUUCCCACUCUUUUUAACCACAUUUGGUAUGGACCCAUUUCCAGCACAUCAGCAGAAGCAGAAAUAUGACUUGCCACGAGUGACAUUCCUUUCCAAAACGCGUUCAGUUCAGUCAUAUUACUUGGGUUGUUUCUCCAGUUACUGGAAUUAUCCUUGAGAGCAGAUAAAAGGAUAUUAGAAGAAAAAAUACUGUACUGCCUUGGGGAUGCAUGAGCACAAUUGAGGGUUUAAUAGAUAACUAUUCACUUGACAGUUGAUUGGAAAUUUUAAUUUUAAAACUGUUUAUUUCAUGGUGGUGGUGAAAUACUAGCAGGCACUGAAGGCUGAGCCUAUUGUUAAAAAGCUACACAGAACCACCAGAGGUGUCCGCAAGUUUAUCCAUUUGUUAAAAAUCAAAUAACUUCUGCAGACAGAGAAUAUGAUAAGCCUCUGGAUUACAUGAGUUAUUUAUUGUAGAGAACAGCAAAUUAGUAUUGAAAUGUGUGAAGGUUUUGUGUUCUUAUUUUUGCUGCAUCUCUCCUGACCUAGAGCUGAGGGAAAUGCAGCUUGCAUUAACUAUGCACAGUCUUACUAAUGUUAGACCAGUAAAUGUAAAAGGUUUCUUUGGAGCACAUGUGGUCCCUAUGCUUUUUGAAUUCUUUAUCUGCUCCUGUGAAGUCUCCUUCCCAGGACCACUUCUUCAGAAAUUAUCAAUCUGUGUGAGAGAUUCUAGUGAGGGUCCAGGCUUCAACUCUAAAGUUUUAAAAAGACAAUGUAUCUCUAAUCAGUUAAAUCAAUUAAUUUUCUUUUUAAAGUGGAAUAAUUUUGUUCUGGUCUGUUCCUGAUAAACCAGACCUGUUACUUUGGACCUAUUAAAUUGAUAGGUUGUAGUAGUGCUCCAGAAUCAAUGUGCUGGAGUAGCGGCCCCUGGAGUGCCAUUUGUGAAGUGUCAGUGUCCCUGUUUCUCUGUAAAUACAAAUCCAAGCCCCCUACACAGCCGUGCUGCUGCCACCUCUGUUCUGUGCACAUUCCCAAUGUCAGGGCAGUAUGAUGUGGAGGGUGUUAUGCUAGCCACAGGGCAAAACUGCCCCUUGGUAAUAUUUAUAAUUUUCUUUUUCACCACUGCAUUGUGAGAACGUAGCCUUUCCUCUUGUUAACCCAGAAUUCACACUUGAGAACCCCGUGUUUCCCCCCCCCCAAUCCCAUUGCACUCUUUUACAAGAUUUUAAAACGGGUAACUCAGCUUUAUUUUAUGUUAAAUAUUGAAAAGAAAACUAUGGGCUGGAACCAUUUAUGUCAAGUGUCUGCACAGAGCAAGUUUUCUUUUUAAACAAAUUAUAACCACUUGCAAAAAUUGGUGAGUUAGGGCAAAAUUGUAGCCACAGCAUCAUAAUGUGUCUUAUUUGAAACUGUGCACCUUUGAAAUGUUUCCUUGUACAUACAAAGUAUACCUUACAAAGCACACACUCCAAAUUUUCAACCAUAUUAUUUGUAUGUGGCUGAAUUCUAUAAAAAAAACCUGUAAGAACCCUCCCCCUCAUUGAAUACAGAUGCAAAGUUAUGGCUUGUUCUACAGCUGCUACUACUUUAGAGGGCCCCUUCCCCCUGCAUUGGAACAAUGCAAUACAGGCUGGGGCACUAGAACAAUUGUGAUAUAGAACUUUAACUAGAAGGGGGGGUCUUAAGGGCUGUGAACAACGCAUGGAAUUGGGGUGAAGAUAUAUAUAUUUUCUAAUGUAAUUUGUUUUUCUUUGGGAAGAGCGUGUGCCAAUUAAAAAAAAAUCACUGCCACCAAAUCAUGACACUCUCAAUAUAGUGUCACAAAUAUGUUAAAAAUCCAAGUACUAUAUUAAUCAAUGACAGAUUACUGUUUUCAGAGGUGUAGUGCAAUGCUUAACUGAACUGAUUUGGACCAUGCAUGCUCCAGGUAUUGUGUGACUUUAAAAAAAAAAACUGAACAGUGUAUUAUUAGGACAUAACUAUGUUAGGUCUUUACAGUGUUGAAAAUAUUAAUGUUGGGUUUUAUAGUACUGUGCAUAAGAGAUAUUUGUUUUGCAUGUGUUUUUCUGAAUUUGUAAGGGAAGUGGACCAGCUUCUAUUAUUGUACUAAUACAACAUCAAACUGAUCUAAUCAACUCAACAGUUCAUGCUCAGUGACUGGCAUAGAUGGAAGACAUGGUAGAAAGAAACAAACCAAGACUCUUUGCUUGCUCAGGGUUCUGUUCUUCUAACAAGUGAUCAGAUGGCUUUAUUAUUACAUACAGAUUUUCUUAAUGAGUUUUAAAAUGUGACCCACUCAUUAAGUUUGAUGGCUACUGUUCCUGAAUUUCAGUUCCAUCAGAACAGUGGCCUUCGAGACUUUCUGUGAAAAUCAUUUGUCUUUUGUCAGCUUCUGGCAUGUUUAAUUAGUUUCAUGAUGGGCCAUAUAGCUUAACUGCUUCUUAAUGUACAUGUAGUGCUUUGCUUAGAUGCAAGGAAUGUUUCAUGUUGCAUUUAAAAAAAAACGAUCUCGCUCACUCAAAAUUGUAACAUACUAACUUUGUAAAUUUUUUUAAAGCUAGAAAUGUUCUUUAAACAGCUGUGGUUUGAUCACCUUUGUAAACAUAUAUUCUGUAAAGUGCCAUAGUUCUUUUUGGAGUAUAGCAUAUUUAAAUAGAUAUACACAAAUUUGUGUGAGAUGUGCAAUAACAAGGUUGUUUUUUUAAAAUAUGAUGUGCUUUAAAAAGGGGCUGCCGCGUGAAGCCUGGCUGGAAUUUUGAUUUUGGACAAAUUUAUUGCUACCUUGGAGUAAUGCUAUCGAAUCUGUGGAGGAAAUAGAACAACACUGAUUGUAGUUUAAAGAUUUAUCUAAAAGCUCUUUUCUCGAUUCAUUUGAGAUACUCAACUCUGGGUAAUCCAGGCCUGAUUUAUUUAUAGCUUUAAUUCCAACAGUGAAGCUGCACACCUGCACCAUAAUCUAACAACUAGGAGUUGAAAAGCUCAGCAGUGCUUGAUAAUGUCUCUCAAUGUGCUCUAUAGACCAGUAGGCACUGCAUCAACAUUGCUACUAAGCUAUUAGCUACAGUCUGGUUCUAGUACCAUCUUUUUGCCUAACAAACAUUUAAGCACCUCUCGGUCUGGGGGAUUUCAAAUAAAUCAUUUAAAUUUUGUAAUAAUAUUCAGUGUCAGAGUUUACCCAGUUUUAAAUGCAGAAGUCAAAUUUUCUUUGAAGCUAAUAGUGGGGGAAGCCUGCUACAGCUAGAGUUAUCAUUGGCUCUGUGGUGAAGGCAGUGCCCCACCAACCAACUGGGCAGUAACGUGGGGCUUUAACUGUAUAUGAUGCAAAACGCUGAACAGGAAUGUUGGCUUGGGCCAAUCACCUAUCCAUCAUUUGUUUGUGCUACUGCUGUUGCUUGACCAGUGCUUUGUGUAAUGUUUUUCAGCACUGACUAGGUACCCAGUAACGUCUGUUUUUAUUAUCUAAAGCUGACUUAUAGUGGAAUUUGUAAACUAAAUUCUUAUUAACACAGAUCUGGACUAUCUUAGUUUGAAUGUGGUUGACCAAGGUGCAUAUAUUAAGGGAUUUAUAUUUACAUUAGGAGAGAGAUUUUGCAGUGAUUGUGAGACUGUAUUACCACUUACAUAUUGAUCACUAAAGAGCUGAUCUUAAAUUGUAACAAUCUUUUAUACAAGUUGCAUUAAAAGUAACUUUAAUUAAAUAUAGCUCUAACACCUAAUGUAUCUGCAAGGUAAAACCAGUAUGGUUUCUGUUGAGUGGUAGAAAAAGUAACAAAAAUAGGUUUUAAGGCAUGUGAAACUCUGACCAAUUGUGUGUGUAAUGCCUUUUACAUAUUAUGAUACUAAAGCACUUAUUUUUUUCUCAUCAAUAAACUUCAACCCACUUUAUAAAAGGAGGGUAAGUAGCAAAAUCAUUAGAACUGGCAACAGAAUUCAGGCUUAAUCAUCCCUAAUGUAGUGCUGCUGAACACAAUGGCCACUUGUUAACAGUUUUCUGACUCUAAACACUUAGUGUAAAGGUUUUUAAUUGCACUACCUUGUACUAUCACUUAUUUUAAACCAGUUGGGUCCAUUUAUUUACCUUUUCAGCCAGUUCUGGCUUGUCAAGUAAAAUAUUUCUAAUUCUGCAACAACACAGGGCUCUCAAGCCUGAGGUUUAGCUCCUUAGAACCUGAUGAAUCUAGAACUGAUAGCAAGGUAGCUCCCAACUCAGCAGAAUCCCCUAUUAGAUAUUACAUUAUCACUGUAAAGAUGUUAAAGGAUAUUGAUAACCAUAGCUAUGUCUGCUUCCUUUUUAUGUUAAUUUGAGAAACAAAACACCCCAUGUCCCCAAAGUAUUUCAUCUGCUGACCGUACUAAAACUGUACAAUGGCUUGAUGUAUGUAAAUAAAAAUAUCUUUUUCAAAAGAGGUGGUAUAUAAUUUUAACCUAAGCUUAGUGGAGGUGGAAAGUUGCAGUUCAGAGCCCUAAACUCCCUCAAAGGGUUGGUACUAAGAUAAGAUUUCAUUAUAUAUUUGAGUGCAAAAUUAACUCUCUUGCCUGUGAAGCCAUAGACUGGUGCUACCGUAACACACAUUGGUGUCGGUCUCAUUCCACCUAUUGGACAAGCUGAACUUUAUUAUAUACCUUUAAAUAGGCUCAUGAUGUUCUGCCUGUUCAUCUAUCUGCACCUGAGAUGGCAUUGCAAACCCCUUGCUUUUUAAAAAUAUUAAAAGCCUGCCUGAGAAGUGACAGGGGGAGAAGGGUUUUGAAGAUGUUGGUAUUUACAUGGCAAAGUAAUUAAGUUAAAAAAAAACAACCACCUUUCAUACUGCAUGUUGAAUACAUGUGCCUUCAGAACAGUGGUCCCAGAGUGAACUUCACCUAACAGAAGUGUGACCAAAUCCAUGCUAUAAAUGCAUGGCCAUUAGCCACCUUUAGGAAUACUCAGAGCCAGCAAUGAGAUGUAAAUUCAGUUAGCCUGGCUGGGAAAGGUAGCAGAGAAGAGAAAAAGCCAGGUCAACCCAGCCAAUUCCAGAACAUGUAAUUAAAAUGAAAAGAUGUAACACCUCCUUCCUUCCAUUUUGAGCAAAGAAUCAUACAUACCCCGUCUCAUUUUUCCCUGAGAAACAUCAAAAAGACAUGCCAUGGAGACAAGAGCCCUUCAACAAAUGUUCCCAAUUGCACUGCCAGUACCCAAGGCAUGGGCCAAGAAGAACAACCGCAGAUAAAGUGUGUCUGACAAGAAUGCCAAUGCAUAGGUAAUUCAUACUCAUUUCACUAGUCUGCUGUCAAUUUUAUUUAUGUACCUUCUUAGCAGCUUCUGCUGCAAGGCUAAAAAUUAACAGUUUCAAAUUGCCAGACUCAGCUUAGCUGAGGAUUCCAAGAGCAACAGUUGUUUUUGUGAGGAACAGUGGCAAAUUCGCAAAUGCAUAAAGUGUUCUGAACCAGCUGAUCACCAUAACUGAUACAUCUCUAUCCACCUAUCUCUGGCAGUAAAACCCUCUACGCCAGAGACGCGCUUUCUGCAGCCCAGGGACAAAUACCAAUAGAUUGAGUGCACAAGACAGUACAGAAGCUGUAUUCCAACUCUUCUAGCUGUGGCCUCGAUGGUCAGUCACUCCAGCACAAUAUCCAACUUCAAUAUCAAAAAUUUGCAUCUUAUUUCCGUAUUCAGGAUGUGAAUAUUUCCUUAACUAACAGAAAACAGCAAUAUUAUGCAUAAAGAGCCCAUAGGCAGAAGCCAGCACAAACAUACAGAGACUGCUCUUGCCACUGUCAUGUACAUGAAUUCCUUGCUUUUGCUUUAAUAGCUGGUAUUACAACAUCCAGUAACAUGGUUAAAGUACAAUGAACACUUUACCAUAACCUGUCAUUACCUGAGGACAGGGGUAUUAUGAGAGAGGACAUACUAAAUGACUAACACAAAAGUAAGAAAAUAUGAAAAAGUUUUAACUAGUAACUGCCUGUGCGUCUAUUAAGAAUUGGCAUGGGAACAGUUUUGUUCUGGAACAAAAUUGAAUGCUUGCAGAGCUAUGCUUCCAUAGACUUCAAAUAUUUCUCAGAAAUGUCUCGUGAUUUCCAUUUCAGUGCCAAUACAUACCUAAGCUAUUAUCCCACUAUUGAAGUAAAAGAUGUGCACUUUUUCUUUUGUAAAUUCAUCUCAUUUUUUCCCAGAGCAAAGACGUUCACCUAUGUGCAGGGUCAGAAGUGUCUCAGACAGAAACCCUCACAAAAGCUAAUACAUGUUUUAUUUAUUAUUGAAAUUUAAUUUUCUUUUUUACUUGUUGAAGGGAAACAUUAAAAGAGACAUAUCUCCAUUAUAUCUGUUCCAUUCUGCCCUGUGUUUGAUUUGUGAGUGGAAUGUUUUCUGUUCAGGCUCGUUUAUUUAGAGUCAAACUGCAUUCACCUUAAGCCAGCUAGGACUGGUACACUGAAGAGUAAAACACGUAUUAGGCUCCCAUAAAUCAGACACCUCCUCACCCCAAUAAAUGUUUUGAGAAUUGACUACUCUUUUUUUUAAACAGACAUUUAAACAUUUCCUAAUAACAAUACACGUCCAUGUGGUUGCCAGCAAUAAACAAAUAGUACUAUGGAACUAUUUUGACCAUAUUCUUCCUCAACAGCAUUUAAUAAUAAUGAAAACAGAAUAAAGGCAUAACUUAACUUUUUUAAAAUCGCCCUUUAACUACCACAAAGAUGAGCAAAAUCCUAGGGAGAAUUAGAUCUAACAAUAGGAAAACAAACCUAAUAACUGAAACCAUGUUUUAUUUCACCACCAUAAUGCUCAACCACAGCAAUCACUGAGCUGACAGAUGUACUAACAAUAUUUUUAUUUUUUGUUUGAAAAUUAAGGCAAAUAUUGCACCAUUUGCAAAUCUAACCUACACACAGAUAAUGUGUAGUUAAAAAUUCAGUUGUCUCUGCAUCUCUCCAGAAAAAACGUUACAGCUGAUGCCUCUUUACUGACAGACAGAGUGUGUGUGUGUGAGAGAGAAAAGGGUUGGUGGUGCUUUUCUAGGAAAAGACUACAGUGAAUAUAGCAUAAAAUUCUUUCCCAAGAAGGAAAGAGCUUUAAAGGGAAACUUGUCAAUCUGUAUUUAUUUCUGAAACUCCAUGUUUCCUGACAAAAUAUCCCUUACAAUUUUUUAAAAGUCAAACCAUGCAAACCAUGCAUCUGAAGAAGUGGGUUUUUUAACCACAAAAGCUU
Messenger RNA from Gopherus evgoodei (Goodes thornscrub tortoise), 9568 nucleotides. It is a transcript of the gene LHFPL2, whose product is annotated as LHFPL tetraspan subfamily member 2. The transcript has 5 exons. NCBI's taxonomy places the organism in Eukaryota, Metazoa, Chordata, Testudines, Testudinidae. The record is from RefSeq and is a predicted model, not a curated record. Gene Ontology annotation, cellular component: membrane. Bases 580 to 1266 code for a protein of 228 amino acids.